AUAAGGACCUAGAUCAGAAUAUACUUGGUCUGAAGUCUAACAACUUUGUCGGCUUGACUUAAUUUGUUUUACACUAGAAUGAUCUACUGUUGAGUAUUGGGAGUUAUUUUUAUUGUUAGAUUAGUACUGGUAAACCGCCAAAGGAAAUACCAUAGCAUUUGUUUACUGUACAUCAUUUAUGUUUUUUUUUUUUUUUUUUUUUUGUGCAUAAUGUGUUAGUUUUAAACAGGGCAGAAAUAGAGUAGACUACUUAAAAAAAAAAAAAAAAAAUCCAACUUACAAAAUUUGAUUUCAGAAGAAAUAUACUUACCUCCUACCAAAAGGUGGCAACAGCGAUGCUUUGAAGGGGAGGGGGGAGGAUUGAGGAUUGAAGGAAGGUGCCCUUUGGCUUCUCAAACUAUAACAGUUUAUUGUUUAAAAGCUGCGUCAAAAAGAAAAAUAAAUAAAUCCUCUCCAUCGUCGAAGUAAACGGAUGAUGGACGCAGGGCAUUAUCUGUACAGGAUUGGCUGUACCAGCCCCAUGGCAGCCACUCUGGAGACCCUGAAGCAGGUCCAUCGUUGCCACCUGCUGACUGUACCCUUCGAGAAUCUGUCAAUUCAUUGCGGAGAGACUAUCCGGCUGGAACUACCCCAUAUUUUUGAGAAAAUUGUUGUGCAGCGUCGUGGAGGGUUCUGCUACGAGAAUAACAGCCUUUUUGGCUGGCUCUUGUCCCAGCUGGGUUUUGAAGUUAAGCUUUUGUCUGCUCAGGUGCGGAAUGCAUACACAGGGGUUUAUGGACCUCCCCAGGACCACCUCGUUCUCCUGGUGAAUCAGGAAGGACAAAGGUGGCUUUGUGACGUUGGCUUUGGAGCUGGAUUUCGGACACCACUCUCUCUGGAAACAGAUUUACCACAAUGCCAGGAAAAUGGAGUCUUCCGGAUUCACUGGCGGGGAGAAACCUUAAUCCUUGAGACCACUGAGAGAGAGGAACAGUUGCCACAAGGUGGAGGUAAAGAGCAGGAGAUUAAAGGAGAGGAGAGUAAGGGAGUGAGGGAGAUGAUGCUAGAUAAGGGACAAAAAGGUUGGAAGGAACUUUAUAAAUUUACAUUGGAAGCAUGUUGUCUGGAAGAUUUCAAGGAAAUGUUCACCUAUCACCAGACCUCACCCAGUUCACUCUUUUACUGCAAAUCACUGUGUUCCCUUCACUUGCCCAGCGGAAGGAUUACCUACAUAGGGCACAAGCUGAUAACCACCCAUCUCCUGGGUGAAGGGACUCGGACACAGACCAUCAUGGAGCUAUCAAACACAGAAAUCUCAGAUAUUCUAAAGGAGAGGUUUGGAAUAGAGCUUUUGUGCCCCCUGGUUCCCAAAGAUGUGGACAUAGUCCCACCAUCUAUCCUAUAUUAGCAUCUACAGUACCUGCUCAACAAGGUGUUUAACUCUUUGCAGUCCAUUUAUUCAGCGCUUGUCAGGUGCGUCAGGCCCAAUUUAUUUUCACACAGUUUAU
Molecule: messenger RNA, 1487 nt
Organism: Polyodon spathula (Mississippi paddlefish)
Lineage: Eukaryota; Metazoa; Chordata; Actinopteri; Acipenseriformes; Polyodontidae
Product: arylamine N-acetyltransferase, pineal gland isozyme NAT-10-like
Exons: 2
Coding region: 473-1387 (304 amino acids)
Molecular function (GO): acetyltransferase activity
Source: RefSeq, a predicted model, not a curated record